This is a messenger RNA of Heterobilharzia americana, 968 nucleotides long. NCBI's taxonomy places the organism in Eukaryota, Metazoa, Platyhelminthes, Trematoda, Strigeidida, Schistosomatidae. The record is from the annotation of a GenBank genome assembly.
AUGGAAGUGGAGGGAGUGUGCUUGGGUUCUUCAGAGCUGCAUGAUAAGGAGAAUAUCGUUGUGUGUAGCCAGUCCAUUUCAGAACAGAAAAAUGCAGAGAUUGUUCGGCAGUGUGAAUUUUACUUCUCAGAUGCGAAUAUUCUGAAGGACCAGUUUCUCCUUAAACUAGUGAAGUCAUCUAAAGAAGGAUGGGUGGACCUUGUUAUCAUUGCAAACUUUAAAAAGAUGCAGGCUUUAUCGACGGACCAUGAUGUUAUCCGGAAAGCCCUAACAGCCUCAGCCAAACUAGAGAUAUCCGAAGAUGGGAUGACGAUUCGACGUCGUGAUCCCUUACCCGUGUGGGACAAGUCGGUUUACGGACGUUCUGUCAUAUUAUCAGAUUUUCCAAUGAACUCUAACGUUACCGUGGAGAGUAUUACAGAGUUUUUCACGAAUAAUGGACAACCUCCUGCCUCGUUCUCACUGGGCAUUCAUAUAUGCAUAUCUUUUAACUCACGGAGCAAGAAGCUGAUUGAAACUACUGAUAAUAAAGCUUCCAAACUUGUCACAAGUGAAGGCACAGAUACCACUCGCAAACCGUUAUUCCGAGGCCUUAGCAAUCACGUGCACGUAGUGCAUGUCCGUGAGCCGUUUGGUCCACCUACAGAAGACAGUGCUGGAUUUCCUCCUGGUUGGCGCGAUCUACUUCGGUUUCAGCGACUUCUACUUCGCGACAGUACAGAAACUAAUGUGUCUGCAAACGCCCAAUUUCUGGCAAUGAAUAGUACGAUAUUAUGUGUAGACUCUGGUCAAGUUUGUGCUUCAUAACUGACCAGUCACUCAACAGCUGUGGAUACUUCAAACUUCAUUUUAGAAACGCUUGUUUUAGAUUCCGUGAAAGAUGCUUUCUCUAUCGUUAUCGUACUUUUUUCUCUAUAAUUCAUUCAUCGCAAGAUACAACUAUGAUCAAUUCACAAAGUAACCUGUGG